This is a messenger RNA of Poecilia latipinna (sailfin molly), 4225 nucleotides long. Its product is annotated as WW domain binding protein 1-like. The transcript has 4 exons. The record is from RefSeq and is a predicted model, not a curated record. The coding region runs from base 640 to 1740 and encodes 366 amino acids. Lineage: Eukaryota; Metazoa; Chordata; Actinopteri; Cyprinodontiformes; Poeciliidae.
AGCAUUUUUAAGUAUUCAGAUCGGCACUUUAAACCAAGAACCAACCAGAUUCUUUUAGGCCAAACGAGGACAGUCUGAGACACAUAGGAUACCAACCAAGUCAGGAGAACAACAGAUAUUAUUGCCACAGAGGAACAGAACGUCAUGUGGUCUUUAAAUCUUUUCACAGACUGGUCUGUUUUUUUUUUUGUUUGUUUUUUUUCAGUAGGCCGUGUUGAUAAAGUCGAAACAUCUGGUUUAAAACCAGGUUGCUGUUUCACAGUCAGCAGUUAAAUUUUGUUCUCAUCCAGUGCGUCUUGUACAAAAUUUACUAUUCCUCUUUUGUGCCUAUGUCUGUCUGUCGUUUCUCUCUAUGCGUCUUUCACUCGACGCACUCCUCUCACCACCUUAUUGUCAUGGAGCGGUGCAGCCAGGAGCCUGUUCUCAGCCGAUGCCUGGAAAUUUCCGUAAAGCAAUCCUUGUUGGCUGUUUGGGCUGCGUUGGAGUGGGGUGGGCGUGUGCGAGUGUUUCGGUGGGUAGAGUCGAAGAAGGCAGUGGUAGGUAAGCAGAGGGGGGUACGCUUAAGAGCUUUUUGACUUUUCCUCCGUGGGGAGAACGAGCCGUUAGGUGAAAGAGGGAUUGUCUGGAUCUGGAAUCGUCAUGCCUCUAAGUCAGCGACUUUCGAUGAGCAUGAUCCACUGUGAUGGCGUCAACAACCAGAGCUACUUCUGCGAGUACGGACACUGCUGCGGAGAAUCCCAGUGCUGCAGUUACUACUAUGAGCUCUGGUGGUUUUGGUUGGUGUGGGCAAUCAUCUUUAUUUUGUGCUUCUGCUGCAUUUGCCACCAUCGGCGCACAAAACACCGAAUGCAGCAGCAACAGCGGCAGCACGAGAUCAACCUCAUCGCCUACCGGGAAGCACACAACUACCCCUCAGUUCCCUUUUACUUCCGGUUUUUACCAAACUAUCUCCUUCCUGAAUAUGAAGAGGUGGUCAACCGACCUCCGACCCCUCCACCUCCUUACACCGCCCUAAACUUAAACUCCUCCUCGGUGGCUUCUGUUGCCAUGGCUCCUGAGCAGCAGGCGGGACACUGUCCAUCCACCCAGUCCUCUCCUGCGCCCCCGGUCUCUGACGGUCUCUGCAGUAGACCCUCAAUAGAGGAAGCGCAGCCUCCUUCCUUUAGGCCGAAGCCCGACAACAAACCCCAUCAAACGGCCCAAGACUCCAGCAUUAUUCUUCUGUCAGAUGGGCUGAAUGUGGAGAUGCUCAGCAGCCAGGAGAAAAAAAGUGGAAGUGGGGAUGACUCCUGCAAGGAUCCCCUGCUCAAGGACCUGUCGCUGUCAGAGGGUUGUACUGAGGAUAAAGAGCGCCUACCCAAUGGGAGGAGGCGGCGAUUCACCGGGGACUCUGGGAUCGAGGUGUGUGUGUGCGGCACACGUGGGGGCGGCGGUUACGGUGGAGCUGGCGGGACGGGUCAGGAGCAGGAGAGCCUGCUGGGGCGUGGCGUGGACGGCGGUAACGAGGAGGGGGAGGAGGAGGAGGAUGCCGGCGACUUCUGUGACAGUUGCGGCCAUCGAGCCUCCCUGAGCUUAGAGGAGGAGCAGGCGCUGGGAGGGGCGGAGAGGAGGGCCGGGCGCGGGCCCCCGCUGACACCUCCGAAUGCAGGCGGCGGCUCACUCGGUCCCCCCGCGUGCCUUCUCCUCCACACCAUCAGCGAACAGGACGGCGCGGCCCACAGCCCGGAUCCGCAGGGAUGAAACGCUGUGAGGCAUCAGCGGCACCUUCGGAUUGUUUUACGAAUGAGCCCAUCUUAAAAUAACCAGAUGAGGGAGCAGCAAAAUGACUCCGACGCACAGGCGGAGACACCUUGCUCUUCCCCGUACUAGUCCCAGUGGCCUUAACCAGCGUAACAUGGGCUGCGUAGGGGGCAGUGUAAGCCCCUUCAGCAGCCUGCAGCAAGCGAAAGCUCUCCUCUCCGCAGUCAUCCUUCUCCUUCAACCCAACGCACUGACUCGGCAACGGAUUCAGUGGGAGGAUGAGGACAGGAACUCUUCAGUUGCAGGAAAUCUGCAGAGCUGCAGCACAUUACAUGGUGGUGUAACAUGCACAGCGGGAAAAACCUCGAGUGAACUGGUGCAUUCAUAAGGAUACCACAACGUCUACGGCAGGAGCAGACUGCACGGCGUCCCGGUAGUCGUGCUUCUAAAGUGCUUUUUCAGCAACUGUAAACCACUCUGCCUUCUGCUGGUGUUGCUCUAUCAGCCUUACAAGCGAUACGGUAGUUUGUCUGCGUUCAGAAAACAAAACUAAAAAAAAUAGAUAAAGCAUGAACACUUCCAGUUUUGCACAGUUUCUCUAAGAGUGAAAAUAUUUUGCAAAGUAAAACAAACCCCAACAUUUUAAGGCUGAAGUGUUCAUUUAGUUUCGCAUGGUUUGUGAUUAGUUUCCAUCGCAACAUGUUUAAAUGGAGAGGUGUGUGUGUGUGUGUGUGUGUGUGUGUGUGUGUGUGUGUGUGUGUGUUAGUUAGUAGUAGGAACAUUUACUUGGAAUGUGAUCAUUUCAGCCUAACUUAGCUGAAUGUAUGUAGUCGGUGCCUAACAGAACUCGGUGUGAAAGCUCGAGGAACAAUAAGCUUUAGUGAAACUGACGAACCCUGAAGAAGCAGGUACUCAAAUCAAGAAUGUCGAGCUUCAGAGAGAUUAAAACUGAAAUGACAACAAGCAAACCUCAAGAUGUCUUUUGUAAGUCACUUCAACAAGAUUACCAACCCUCCCCAGCUGUUAAACGAAAAAAAUGAAUCCCUUGUUAGAAACACUGAGAACUAUUCUUAAUAUUUGGUGCUGCAUCUUUGGAGCAACAUCCAGUCUGAUGUCGUUAAAUAUGUCAGUAACAUUACUGUUUAGAACUAAAAUUAUAUCCUAGUCUGGUUUUUUUUUUCCUAAAUGUUUUGCAUUUGCACUGUUCAGUUAAAGAGAUGAAAUUGAAGAAAAUUAUCUGAACUUUUAUGUAUGUUAAAAUAGGGCUGGAUGAGCCAAUUAAAACCUGGUUGUGUCGGUUUCUCCUUAUAUAAAAUCCAUUCAAAAGUAUUCACACUCUUGAAUUUAUUUUUUCACUUUACAAAAAUCUUCGGAUUUAGGUCCGGGUUUUAGUUUCUUACUGGACAGAGGCAUCCCCUCAGCAUGAUGCCGCCACCACCCAGUAGGUUUAAUUUUGGUCUCCUCAGAGCCACUUCUGCUGCUGUACGCAGAACUUCUAGUGGUUGAUUUUUAUUUGUAAAACUUCACAAUUAUAAAAUUCCAGUGAAAUUCACACAAAUUUCUGGUUGUGAUGUGAAAAGUUCCAGGGUUGUUUCCGUAAUUCCACAACAGUGACAUUCCACACUUAUCGUCCUCCAAGCCCCUAUUAUUGAAGAUGUUGCUAAUGUUUUGGUUAGCAAACACAGCUGUUUCACAAAGGAUUCAGCUCAUUAUUUUUGUUCAACUGCCUGUUUCCAUAGAGUCCACGAUAAAAUGCAACAUGUUUUGUAAGACUUAAAUUACAACUGCAUGAAAACACAACGUUCAAUCUCUGCGAAGCACAAACGUUUUAACAAUUGGUCAAACAAAUUUAUUUUAGUAUGAAUAUAUAUACUGAAAGCACCUUGCAGGAGGUCAUUUCCCCCCCACAUUCUUCAGCGCGGGGUUACAGUGCAAUGGGAAACCUUCUUGUAUUACCUGUAAGCUGAUUGACCGUUAUAUGCAUCGCGACAUGGACACACUUUUAAGUGCUUUACAUAUUAGCGUAUUUUGUGAGCUGCAGAUGAAGUAUUGUGUACUUUUGUCUUAUUAAAACGAGCUAUUUUCAUAUCUGCCUGUUCAUUUAAGUGUAAUAGAGAGAAAAUCCUAAAACCACUUUAUAUUUGCAAAUUGUGUACAAUCAUCUGUAGCGGGUUGGAGAACCAUAUAGUUACUUUAUACUGUUUUAUAAAAAAAAAUCUUUUGCUUUAUUUUCAUGGACAGAUUUUACUAUUAAGGCUAACAUUGGGUUCUUUUAGAAAAUCUCCCUGCAUUGCGAGGUUGUGUGAAAGGUACGCUGGACUAACGAUGAGUAUUUGUUCAGAGAUCAGGGCAGUGCUGCCAAAGAUGCUUUUCUGACUUCAGUGUGUGUGUGUGUGUUUUGCACAUAUUCUGGGAAUGUUCUGAUCAUAAGCCAUUUAUUUCAACAACUAAGAUGAAUGUAUGUUCAAUAAAUAUACUAAAUUUA